Messenger RNA from Homo sapiens (human), 2256 nucleotides. RefSeq names its product solute carrier family 22 member 16 (gene SLC22A16). The transcript has 8 exons. The record is from RefSeq and is a predicted model, not a curated record. Lineage: Eukaryota; Metazoa; Chordata; Mammalia; Primates; Hominidae. Gene Ontology annotation, cellular component: plasma membrane; membrane. Gene Ontology annotation, molecular function: transmembrane transporter activity. Bases 40 to 1587 code for a protein of 515 amino acids. Gene Ontology annotation, biological process: transmembrane transport.
GGAGCUCGGCUAACUCGGCGCCCAGUGCACGGCCGCACCAUGGGGUCCCGCCACUUCGAGGGGAUUUAUGACCACGUGGGGCACUUCGGCAGAUUCCAGAGAGUCCUCUAUUUCAUAUGUGCCUUCCAGAACAUCUCUUGUGGUAUUCACUACUUGGCUUCUGUGUUCAUGGGAGUCACCCCUCAUCAUGUCUGCAGGCCCCCAGGCAAUGUGAGUCAGGUUGUUUUCCAUAAUCACUCUAAUUGGAGUUUGGAGGACACCGGGGCCCUGUUGUCUUCAGGCCAGAAAGAUUAUGUUACGGUGCAGUUGCAGAAUGGUGAGAUCUGGGAGCUCUCAAGGUGUAGCAGGAAUAAGAGGGAGAACACAUCGAGUUUGGGCUAUGAAUACACUGGCAGUAAGAAAGAGUUUCCUUGUGUGGAUGGCUACAUAUAUGACCAGAACACAUGGAAAAGCACUGCGGUGACCCAGUGGAACCUGGUCUGUGACCGAAAAUGGCUUGCAAUGCUGAUCCAGCCCCUAUUUAUGUUUGGAGUCCUACUGGGAUCGGUGACUUUUGGCUACUUUUCUGACAGGCUAGGACGCCGGGUGGUCUUGUGGGCCACAAGCAGUAGCAUGUUUUUGUUUGGAAUAGCAGCGGCGUUUGCAGUUGAUUAUUACACCUUCAUGGCUGCUCGCUUUUUUCUUGCCAUGGUUGCAAGUGGCUAUCUUGUGGUGGGGUUUGUCUAUGUGAUGGAAUUCAUUGGCAUGAAGUCUCGGACAUGGGCGUCUGUCCAUUUGCAUUCCUUUUUUGCAGUUGGAACCCUGCUGGUGGCUUUGACAGGAUACUUGGUCAGGACCUGGUGGCUUUACCAGAUGAUCCUCUCCACAGUGACUGUCCCCUUUAUCCUGUGCUGUUGGGUGCUCCCAGAGACACCUUUUUGGCUUCUCUCAGAGGGACGAUAUGAAGAAGCACAAAAAAUAGUUGACAUCAUGGCCAAGUGGAACAGGGCAAGCUCCUGUAAACUGUCAGAACUUUUAUCACUGGACCUACAAGGUCCUGUUAGUAAUAGCCCCACUGAAGUUCAGAAGCACAACCUAUCAUAUCUGUUUUAUAACUGGAGCAUUACGAAAAGGACACUUACCGUUUGGCUAAUCUGGUUCACUGGAAGUUUGGGAUUCUACUCGUUUUCCUUGAAUUCUGUUAACUUAGGAGGCAAUGAAUACUUAAACCUCUUCCUCCUGGGUGUAGUGGAAAUUCCCGCCUACACCUUCGUGUGCAUCGCCAUGGACAAGGUCGGGAGGAGAACAGUCCUGGCCUACUCUCUUUUCUGCAGUGCACUGGCCUGUGGUGUCGUUAUGGUGAUCCCCCAGAAACAUUAUAUUUUGGGUGUGGUGACAGCUAUGGUUGGAAAAUUUGCCAUCGGGGCAGCAUUUGGCCUCAUUUAUCUUUAUACAGCUGAGCUGUAUCCAACCAUUGUAAGAUCGCUGGCUGUGGGAAGCGGCAGCAUGGUGUGUCGCCUGGCCAGCAUCCUGGCGCCGUUCUCUGUGGACCUCAGCAGCAUUUGGAUCUUCAUACCACAGCUCCUAGGACAGCACCUUCAGGAGUAAUAAUGCAGGCAGUAGCUGGCAAUUAAGGAGGCACUCCAUGGUGGGUCAUGAAGGAAUGAAUGAGUGAGUGAUGAGAUUAAACCUCGUUGAUGAGGAAAAGAACUCGAAGUCCAGCACAAGUAACCAAAGAUCUCACCGAGUAAUCACAGUGACAACUGUUAUGUCAAAUUCAAAUCCAUUACCCUCUGAAAACAGUUAGGAAAUUCUAUUCUCCGAAGGGUUCGUUCCUUUCUUGAUGUGUCACUUAUCAUUAUUUUUAAUUCCUUCUAGUUGUUUGUUGGGACUAUGGCCCUCCUGAGUGGAGUGUUAACACUAAAGCUUCCAGAAACCCUUGGGAAACGGCUAGCAACUACUUGGGAGGAGGCUGCAAAACUGGAGUCAGAGAAUGAAAGCAAGUCAAGCAAAUUACUUCUCACAACUAAUAAUAGUGGGCUGGAAAAAACGGAAGCGAUUACCCCCAGGGAUUCUGGUCUUGGUGAAUAAAUGUGCCAUGCCUGCUGUCUAGCACCUGAAAUAUUAUUUACCCUAAUGCCUUUGUAUUAGAGGAAUCUUAUUCUCAUCUCCCAUAUGUUGUUUGUAUGUCUUUUUAAUAAAUUUUGUAAGAAAAUUUUAAAGCAAAUAUGUUAUAAAAGAAAUAAAAACUAAGAUGAAAAUUCUCAGUUUUAAAAA